Messenger RNA from Rhinopithecus roxellana (golden snub-nosed monkey), 2348 nucleotides. RefSeq names its product sulfite oxidase (gene SUOX). NCBI's taxonomy places the organism in Eukaryota, Metazoa, Chordata, Mammalia, Primates, Cercopithecidae. Gene Ontology annotation, molecular function: molybdenum ion binding; molybdopterin cofactor binding; heme binding. Gene Ontology annotation, cellular component: mitochondrion. The transcript has 5 exons. The record is from RefSeq and is a predicted model, not a curated record. Bases 226 to 1863 code for a protein of 545 amino acids.
UGAGUGGUCCCUUACUGUAGCCGGACGCAACGGCGCUGGCCCCGCCCCUCGAGAACUCGCUGAGAGCUGGGCUGGUAAAAUUGCAUUACUGAGGACACUGGACUCGCAAAAGGCUGCCCCUCCCAAACUUGGGAUUCUGGGUUGACUGAGUUCACCUACGAGUCAGCACUACUUGCACUGCUCUGGUCUAGUACAAACAGGCUGCUGGCAUUGAGGUCUGCUACAAUGCUGCUGCUGCACAGAGCUGUGGUCCUCAGGCUCCAACAGGCCUGCAGACUCAAAUCAAUCCCCUCAAGGAUCUACAUUCAGGCCUGCUCCACAAAUGAUUCAUUUCGGCCCCAGUACCCCAGCCUCACCUUCUCUGCUGAUAACUCCAGCACCCGGGGAUGGAAAGUCAUGGGAACCCUAUUAGGUGUCGGUGCAGUGUUGGCCUAUCAGGACCAUCGAUGCAGGGCUGCUCAGGAGUCAACACGCAUAUACACUAAGGAGGAAGUGAGUUCCCAUACCAGCCCUGAGACUGGGAUCUGGGUGACUCUGGGCUCUGAGGUCUUUGAUGUCACAGAAUUUGUGGACCUACAUCCAGGGGGGCCUUCAAAGCUGAUGCUAGCAGCUGGGGGUCCCCUAGAGCCCUUCUGGGCCCUCUAUGCUGUUCACAACCAGUCCCACGUGCUUGAGUUACUGGCUCAGUACAAGAUUGGGGAGCUGAACCCUGAAGACAAAGUAGCCCCCACUGUGGAGACCUCUGACCCUUAUGCUGAUGAUCCUAUACGUCACCCAGCCCUGAAGGUCAACAGCCAGCGCCCCUUUAAUGCAGAGCCCCCGCCUGAGCUGCUGACAGAAAACUACAUCACACCCAACCCUAUCUUCUUCACCCGGAACCAUCUGCCUGUACCUAACCUGGAUCCAGACACCUAUCGCUUACAUAUAGUAGGAGCACCUGGGGGUCAGUCACUGUCUCUUUCCCUGGAUGACUUGCACAACUUUCCCAAGUACGAGAUCACAGUCACUCUGCAGUGUGCUGGCAACCGGCGCUCUGAGAUGACUCAGGUCAAAGAAGUAAAAGGUCUGGAGUGGAGGACAGGAGCCAUCAGCACUGCACGUUGGGCUGGGGCACGGCUCUGUGAUGUGUUAGCCCAGGCUGGCCACCAACUCUGUGAAACUGAGGCCCACGUCUGCUUUGAGGGACUGGACUCAGACCCUACCGGGACUGCCUAUGGAGCAUCCAUCCCUCUGUCUCGGGCCAUGGACCCUGAAGCUGAGGUCCUGCUGGCAUAUGAGAUGAAUGGGCAGCCUCUGCCACGUGACCACGGCUUCCCUGUGCGUGUGGUGGUUCCUGGAGUGGUGGGUGCCCGCCAUGUCAAAUGGCUGGGCAGAGUGAGUGUGCAGCCAGAGGAAAGUUACAGCCACUGGCAACGGCGGGAUUACAAAGGCUUCUCUCCAUCUGUGGACUGGGACACUGUAGAUUUUGACUCUGCUCCAUCCAUUCAGGAACUUCCUGUCCAGUCGGCCAUCACAGAGCCCCGGGAUGGAGAGACUGUAGAAUCAGGGGAGGUGACCAUCAAGGGUUAUGCAUGGAGUGGUGGUGGCAGAGCUGUGAUCCGGGUGGAUGUGUCUCUGGAUGGGGGCCUAACCUGGCAGGUGGCUAAGCUGGAUGAAGAGGAACAGCGCCCUAGGAAGGCCUGGGCAUGGCGUCUGUGGCAGUUGCAAGCCCCUGUGCCAGCUGGACAAAAGGAACUGAACAUUGUUUGUAAGGCUGUGGAUGAUGGCUACAAUGUGCAGCCAGACACUGUGGCCCCAAUCUGGAACCUGCGAGGUGUCCUCAGCAAUGCCUGGCAUCGUGUCCAUGUCUUUGUCGCCCCAUGAGCAUGGAAAAGAGCCACCUCAACCCCUUUCCCCACCCAUUAGCCUCACUGCUUCAGAAAAAUAUUUCCCACCCCUCAACUUCUUGGAUCACAACUCUGGCUUCCUAAGCCAUACCCAAGUACACAUAUAGCACAUUUCACCCAGGGCCUCUCCCUCUUUGGACACUAUGUUACAUAUCCCUCUUGGCCUUUGAACCUGUGCCAGGAAAUGUGAGCUGUUACAGCAAGGGGCUAGAAGUAAGACAAGUAAUUCUGGAGACAAGCACUAUUUUGUUUUCGUACCCCACCUCCGUUUCUAAUGCCUACUGCCAUCAAGGCCUUGUUUUGCUUUUCUUUUUGGAUUCUCUAGAGAAAUGUGUGUGGCAUGUUUAAGAAAAGUGUAUAUACUAUUAUCUCUCCAGGUUGCAAAGUUGUGAGGAGAGCAAGGGGCACAAUCAUCUCCCUUUACAGUUCUACUUUUCUAAUAAAUAGUCUGUUUAACAUCAU